Molecule: messenger RNA, 3537 nt
Organism: Megalopta genalis
Lineage: Eukaryota; Metazoa; Arthropoda; Insecta; Hymenoptera; Halictidae
Product: homeobox protein unc-42
Biological process (GO): regulation of transcription by RNA polymerase II
Molecular function (GO): DNA-binding transcription factor activity, RNA polymerase II-specific; RNA polymerase II transcription regulatory region sequence-specific DNA binding
Source: RefSeq, a predicted model, not a curated record
GGCGCGGUGAACAUUGCGAACGAGCGACCUCGACAAGGUCACCCCGGCAUCACCCUGGCUAACGACCUGUCCGGAGGUACCGGGGGACCCGGUGCCGGCGGCGUCGGUUCCGUCGGCGGCAGCUCCGUCGGCGGCGGCGGCGGCGGCGGCUCAUCGUUGCCGACGACCGCCCUCAGCCUCGACCAUCAGCAGUUCAACAUAUUCCCGGCGAUCUUCAGCAGACAGCUGAACUUCUCGGCGGCGGCGGCCGCGAACUGCGGCCAGAACAAGCUGAUGGACGAGCUGAGGCCGAACCUGGGCCUCCUCGGGGUCGGACUCGUCGAGAACGACAGCUUUCAUCUGAACCACAACCAGGAGAAAAGGAAGUGCAGCAGCGCCAGUUCCAACGAACAGGAUUUCGGCUUGUACGGUGUGCACCAGGGACUCGAGGCGAGCCCGCCAACACCGGCCGCGACCCCCGGCAGGAGCAGCGUCGGGGCCACUUCCACCGUUGGAGCGGAAGGAGCUUUCAAAAAAUUAAAACCGGAUCCUUGUGCUUCGAGUCCACAUAUUGGUCACACUCCCACCACUGCAAGUUGUCCGACACCUGCCCGACGACGACACAGGACUACCUUUACACAGGAGCAGCUGGCAGAAUUGGAAUCGGCAUUCGCAAAAUCUCAUUACCCGGACAUAUACUGCAGGGAGGAAUUGGCGCGAUCUACUAAAUUGAACGAGGCCAGGAUCCAGGUCUGGUUUCAAAACAGAAGAGCAAAAUACCGGAAGCAGGAGAAGCAGCUCCAGAAAGCCUUGACUCCGAUUCCCGCUUGCCAAGGCGCCAUGAUGAGAAACAUCUACCCCGGCGCUAGCAGAGGCUAUCAGCCCUAUCCUCAUCCUCAUAAUAGCAUAAACGGGAUAAAUCGCUACCCACAGAUGGGCACAACGUCUUAUCCGAGUAUGACACAACCGUUCUCCAUGUCGCAUUCCGCAUCGAACAUGUCGGCGGUCACUGGUAUGAGACAAGACGCAAUGGGUAUGUCAGCGGAGGACGAGUGGUACAACAAAAGUAUCUCGGCUCUAAGAAUGAAUACCGCUCAUCAUCCGAAUCUCGCUGCUCCGAUGCUACAGUACCAAACAUAAUUGUAAACGCAUGCACGCAAGCUAUACGAGAAAUUCCGAAGCUAUUCGAGCACGAUGCAACGUCGCUAAAUCGCAUUGCCAAAGAACAGGAGAGAGAAACCGCCAUUAAAACCAAAGACGAGACACACAGAGAAUACCGUAUUUCUAAGUACCACCAAAGAGGAAACUUCGAGGCUUCUCGCGAAACGAGAGAGAGAAUGAGAGAGAGAGAGAGAGAGAGAGAAAGAGAAAAAGAGAAAGAAAGAAAGAGAGAAGCGAAAUUUUGAAUUUGGCGCCGCGAACGUUCCAAACGGGCGCGCCAAUCAUUUCAAAUCUGGUCUAAAUAAUUUGUUCAUUAUGCUAGAGGAAAUCGAUUCCGAUCGGUAACUCGUAAACGUGGUCAUUCGAACAGGAGAUUCAGUCGUAUUGUUAAUAAUAUUUUGGUACGCUAGUUUGUUAAUUAAUUCUCACCCGGUAGAUACAUACACGUAAUUAAAAGCAUCCUCCGUUGAUUAGUGCGUCGAGGGCUUUCCGUGCGGGCUGCGAGCGACACGAAUUGUUAUAUUGUUUAAAUAAUAUUAGCACAGAGUUAUUUCACGGAACAUUGAACGUUUAAUCAUUUUCGCGAACAAUUUCGGUACUUCGUGAACGUGCACGUUAAAUUCACCGAUCAUUAUCACCGCACGAAACCGCUGAUUGUUGUUAUCAAUGAAACAAUUAUUAUUAAUUAUCAUUCGAACGGCAAGUGUGCAUAAAUAUGUAGCACGAAACAAUUCGGUUCGUUCGUUCGCUGAACGCGGUGAAAUAGUUCGCGGUGAAACAUUUCUUGCAUCCUGCAGAAGGCGCAACGGUACCAAUUAAUUUUCCAAUCGACAAACCCGAGCAGUAUUCAUUAUGUUGCCAUUAAUACAAUUAAUUUGUUACGUCGGCGCCGAUCGAUUUCGUGCGAAACCGAAUAAAUAAAUUAUAAUUAUAUACAUAGACUUACAAUGAAAUUACAUAGAAUACGAAUGUAAUUACGGUUCAAUUAUAACGUAAUUGUAUAUUUAAUUUCGACGCAUGUAAUUAUGAUUUAUUUAUACACGUACGUACCAUGUAUACACGUAUUGCACCGACGUCGAUGACAAUUGUAAUUUUAAGUAUAUUAUUUAAGUGUUACGUCUUUCGUUUUCUUUUUUUACUUCCACUUGAUUUUCGCGCAUGGUAUUGCUGUAAACGCUGAGACGAAAGCGUGACGACGAUGUUUAUUGUUUGAGAAAUUUUCUACCGAGAAUCGACAAGCACAAAAACGCGACAUGCGUGGGCGUGAGAACAUUGUCCCACCCGUGGGAUCCUUGAUUAGUUUCUUAACAACGAUCGAGAACUAACGGUUUUGUUAACGGAGGUAACUGUAAAUAAGGGAGAGAAAGAUAGCGAGAACGAGAGCGAGCGAGAGAGAGAGAGAGAACGAGAGAGAGAGAGAGAGAGAGAGAAAGAGAGAAAGAGAGAGAGAGAGGUACAUAUACAGUGUAAUCAACAGGUACUCUAGCAUAUGCGAUUUUUCAAUGUCCUUUUAAAAAUGUAAGCAUACCUAUCCUUAGUGGAGAACAAUUUAGGCAUUGAUUUGUGUGCUUAUGUUGGCCAGAGUUUUCAAUAAUCGGAGUGGAGGGGGUAGCUGAGGGUAACUGACGAUCCUUGCGUUCGAAAUUUGAGGGGCGCCGGGCCACAAAUUCUCGAAAGAAAGUCAAAUUAGCUUUUACGUUGAACCACACGUUUUGUAUUCGACGAUUUUUUAGAAGUUAUCGUUCAAUUUUUACCAAUUUUUUUCUGUCGAUCGAUGCGGCAGUUUGGGGGUAGUUUACACCCACUGUACAAAUUAUUGAUUCGUGUAAUUAAUUGAUGUCUAUGUUCGAACGAGAUGCGUUGUUCUCGAGAAAGAUAGUUGUUGAAAAAUCUGGAGAAAAAUGCUGAGUGUACGAUGGAGAGUAUUGAUAACAUCUGAGAUUACAUUACAAAAUUUUUAAAUGCAGCAGAAUGAUUUUAAAUCUCCGGCUUUUAAUUACUCGGUUCGAGAAUUGCUCUGUUAUAAUUUCCAUAUGUCUGUUCAUUUUUCUAGUUAACCGCGUGUUAAUUGAUUAAGGGUAGUCUAGCGAAUAGGGUGGACGCUGGCCCUGGCGCCCCUCAGCGGUGAUAUUUGGAGUCUGUCCAAUCAACAAUCCUCUAUAUUGGUGUCAUUUUUCGAUAAGUGUCUAAUGCAUAUAUUGAGCGAGGUAUGAAAAGCUGCAGGUGUUACGAAACUGCAUUGUUUUCAUGUAGUUUUAACUGCGAAUCUUAUUAUUAAAAGAAAAUAACAAAAAGAAAAAAAAGAUAUCACUCGCGGCGUUCGACGCGAAAUGUUCCUAAAAAUUUGUAACAUAUCACACGAGAAAAUAUACGAGGGAAGCGGAGGCAAAAAAAAAA